Molecule: messenger RNA, 783 nt
Organism: Schistocerca cancellata (South American locust)
Lineage: Eukaryota; Metazoa; Arthropoda; Insecta; Orthoptera; Acrididae
Product: serine protease 44-like
Exons: 3
Coding region: 1-783 (260 amino acids)
Biological process (GO): proteolysis
Molecular function (GO): serine-type endopeptidase activity
Source: RefSeq, a predicted model, not a curated record
AUGGAGCUAGUGCAUCGAGUUGUCGUGUGGAGCUCUGUCGUCGUGUCGAUCCGGUGCGGCCUUAACACGCCGGAGGAACUGCGGGUGGGGAGGCAAGCCAUCGAAAGCUGGCGCUCCACGAAGAAAGACGCCGCUCGGCCUGGUGACAGGCUGUUCGGCGGAUUCGCGCCCCACAUCGGCACCUACCCCUUUGCCGUCUUCAUCAUAGGCAUGGAGCCCGGCAGGACCUGGGAAUGCUCGGGCAGUGUAUUGGCGCCCCAGUGGAUCCUAACCGCGGCGCACUGCAUGGGCAUCACGCAAUACUGGUACCCAUCGGACUGGAAGAAAACCUGCACAGUAGUGGGAUUUGGCUUGCGUGGCAGGGACCUCCAUCCACCAGUUGGCAUCCAGAGAGCAGGCAGCUUCCUGAUGGAGCCUGGGUGGAAGUGUGGCGUCCGCGGCAUCAGGGAUAAUGGCCUCUGCACCCACGACGUGAAGACCAAGUCCGCCUGUACUGGCGACUCCGGCGGCCCGGUCUUCUGCGAAGGACAGUUCAUCCAGUUCGGACUCGUCGUGGGCGCCCUCUACGAGAACUGCACGCAUUGGUACUGCGGCGCGCCGGCUGUAUGGAACAUCUACAUGUUCGUCGGCUUCUACCGCGACUGGAUCGACUAUACGAUGCACAGGUACUCCGAGGCUCGGUCGGCCAGCCACCGGCGACGAGCCAGCUCGCUGCCAACUCUGCUGGCCGGCUUCCUGAUGGCGCAGCUCAACCCUCCAAUAAACACUCAUACGCCUCUCUGA